Anarrhichthys ocellatus (wolf-eel) is the source of this 813-nucleotide messenger RNA. Its product is annotated as gamma-crystallin M3-like. The transcript is spliced from 3 exons. Lineage: Eukaryota; Metazoa; Chordata; Actinopteri; Perciformes; Anarhichadidae. The coding region runs from base 25 to 564 and encodes 179 amino acids. Gene Ontology annotation, biological process: visual perception; lens development in camera-type eye. The record is from RefSeq and is a predicted model, not a curated record. Gene Ontology annotation, molecular function: structural constituent of eye lens.
UCAGGGAUAGGACUGAACACCAAAAUGGGCAAAAUCAUCUUCUACGAGGACAAGAACUUCCAGGGUCGCUCCUAUGAGACCAGCAGCGACUGCGCUGAGCUGACUUCUUAUCUGAGCCGCUGCAACUCCUGCAGGGUGGAGAGCGGCUGCUUCAUGGUCUACGAACGUCCAAACUACAUGGGCCACCAGAUGCUGGCGAGGAGGGGAGAGUACCCCGACAACCAGCGCCUGAUGGGAAUGACCAUGAGUGACUGCAUCCGUUCCAGCCGCAUGAUCCCCACGCACAGAGGUCCAUUCAGGAUGAGGAUCUACGAGAGGGAGAACUUCAGAGGCCAGAUGAAUGAGGUGAUGGACGACUGCGACUCCAUCCAGGAUCGCCUCCGCAUGUCCGACUGCCAGUCUGCCAACGUGAUGGACGGCCACUGGCUGAUGUACGAGCAGCCCCAGUACAGAGGCAGGAUGCUCUACCUGAGGCCCGGCGAGUACAGGAGCAUGAGAGACAUGGGAACGGGUCCCAUGGACAUGAGGAUCGGAUCCAUGCGGCGUAUCAUGGACUCCUGUUAAAGAACAGAACGGGCUCGAGACGUGAAAUUGUAAUCAACUAAAUAUUAACACAGAUUUACUAUUAUUAUUGAGUUAAGGGAGGAAAUUUGGGCACAAAAUUUGAUUAAAAAAUUGCAUGAAUUAUCAACUGUUCUGGUACGUCACAGGACAGUUUGGGCUGUAGUGAAUGCUGUUAUUUUAAUAACUGUAUCCCACAGCCGGGUCUUCAGAGACUUCUUCUACCUAUGAAAUGUAUUAUGUCAUAUAUGA